AUGAACGCCUCGGUGGCCGGCAGCCAGCUGCGACAGCCGCACGACGUGGCCGCCUUCACCCCGGUGUCCAUCGUGCGCGGCGUGGGGCGGCGCUCGGACGCGCUGCCCGUCAUCUCGGGGAUCGUGCUGCUGUUCGUGCUGCUGGCCGUGCUCAUCGUGCUGGCCGUGCACUUCGGGCCGCAGCUGCGCACCGUGCAGGUCACGCUGUACCACGAGCCCAUGGGGCAGCGCCCGGACAGCGUGCUGCUCACGCGCUGGAGGCGGCUGGAGCCCUCGGCUGGGGUCACCUGCCACUGCUCCUGCGGCCACCAGCUUCCCCACGGCACUGCUGAGCCCAACGUCAUCGAGAUCACCUACCUGUGACACUGCUGAGCACAGUGCCAUCGAGAUCACCUACCUGUGACACUGCUGAGCCCAGCGUCAUCGAGAUCACCUACCUGUGACACUGCUGAGCCCAGUGUCACCAACAUCACCUACCUGUGACACUGCUGAGCACAGUGCCAUCGAGAUCACCUACCUGUGACACUGCUGAGCCCAGUGUCACCAACAUCACCUACCUGUGACACUGCUGAGCACAGUGUCACCAACACCACCUACCUGUGACACUGCUGAGCCCAGUGCCAUCGAGAUCACCUACCUGUGACACUGCUGAGCCCAGUGCCAUCGAGAUCACCUACCUGUGACACUGCUGAGCCCAGUGCCAUCGAGAUCACCUACCUGUGACACUGCUGAGCCCAGUGUCACCAACAUCACCUACCUGUGACACUGCCCUGGGCCACCUGCUGGAAAAGCUGUGAUGGGAGGGAUGUUUGUGUGUCCUGGGACUCACUGCUGCUCACACACGGAGGCUGCAUCACCCCAGAGCCGUGUCUGGCCCCAGGAGAGCUCAGCCAGGACGUUUGGUGACCCAUCACCAGCCCCCAAAAGUCCAGCCUAGGGGUGCCACUGUCCCCAGGCAGGAGCUGGGUCCCAGUCCAGGCUCUGGAGCCAGCUCAGCCUACGUGGGACAGCUUUAUCCUCUCUUCUGUUUUUCCCUGCCCUAGUUUUCCCCGCCCUGGUUUUACCUGUCCCACGCUGCCUGGGAGGGGCCAGCAGAGCUGCCUCGGUCCUUGCCCCAGCUGGGGAGCUCUGGGGCUGUGCUCAGCCCCUGGUAGUUGCUGGAAGUUGCAUCAUCUGGAAUUGCUUUCCAGUGAAAGAUGUUUCCACACUCACAAUGUCCUCGUUGCACUCUUUAUAUGGCACAGAGAAGCUCCCAGCCCCUCCGUGCCCCAUGGCACAGCCCCUUUUCCCACCCUGGGGGGCUGGAACAUGGUCCUGCCCUGCCAGCGCCCCCAGCCCCCGGGCACACAGCCAGAGGAGAGGAGGGCAGAGGAUGCAGCUCCUGAGUCUGCGUUGGGUGGCGCCAGUGACAGGGACAACGUGUCCUGUCCCCAGUGGGUGAGAGAGAGGCACGUCACAGCUGGUUGAACAUCUGGAGGUGUUGGCACCCGAGGGGCAGAGCCUGCAGCAUCUCUGUGCGAAGGGAUGGGGGGACCU
Catharus ustulatus (Swainson's thrush) is the source of this 1536-nucleotide messenger RNA. RefSeq names its product small integral membrane protein 33 (gene SMIM33). The record is from RefSeq and is a predicted model, not a curated record. The transcript has a single exon. NCBI's taxonomy places the organism in Eukaryota, Metazoa, Chordata, Aves, Passeriformes, Turdidae. The coding region runs from base 1 to 363 and encodes 120 amino acids.